AUGGAAUAAUUAAUUUAUCAUUUUAAGCUAAAAAAUGUGACAUAGAAAAAAUCAUCAAAAAUAUAAAAUAUUUAUUUGUAUUUGUAAAUAAAAAAAUGCAUGUAAUCAACAUUUUAUUAAUAAUAAAAUAUUAUUUUUAUAUUUUAGUUGGUUGCUAUUUUUUUAUAACUUUAUAUUGUAAAAUUUUCAAAAGACAAUGCAUAUAUGCAAUUUGAUGUGUCUCCUUUUAUAAUUUAGUAGGAGAAACAAACUAUUAAUUAAUGCAUAUAUAUUGCUUUUAAUUUAGAUUUUAAAAUAAUAGACGCGGGGAGUGUAUCUUAGAAUAAAAGAUUUAAAUGUUUAGAAAGAUACUCAAAUAAAUAAACCAAAAAAUAAAUUCAAUAUGUAUGUAUAUAUGAAUGA
Tetrahymena thermophila SB210 is the source of this 402-nucleotide messenger RNA. Its product is annotated as transmembrane protein, putative. The record is from RefSeq and is a predicted model, not a curated record. Lineage: Eukaryota; Ciliophora; Oligohymenophorea; Hymenostomatida; Tetrahymenidae. The transcript has a single exon.